AACAGUAGCCCAAUUCUUCAGGACUUCCAGCAGUGUGAAAUGUAAUCAGAGUGUUAGUGCAUUUGUGUACCAGAAUGAUGACCACUGUAGAAGUUGUCAAGAAGAAGCAAAAUUAUACUAGUGUGCAUGAAGCAGUGAAAGCUGGGGAUGUAGAACAGCUUGCAUUGAUGAUAAAAAGUGGAGCCAAUAUUAAUGAGGUGGAUGUAGUUCACAAAUUCACACCAUUGCAGUGUGCUGCUCACGUGGGAAGUCUGGAGUGCCUUCAGUGGUUGCUGUGGCAUGGAGCUGACACCACAUGUGUGACUGUGAGAGGCUGGACAGCGGCUCACCUGGCAGCCAUCCGAGGGCAGGAUGCCUGCAUGCAGGCCCUGUUACUGAACGGGGCAGACGCAGCAGCUCGGGACGAGCGCGGGUGCACGGCCUCGCACCUGGCUGCAGCCCACGGGCACUCGUACACCCUGCAGACCCUGCUGCGCACCGGGGCGGAGGUAAAUGUUUCUGAUGGGAAUGACUGGAAACCUGUUCAUUAUGCUGCUUUUCACGGUCGCUUGGGGUGUUUGCAGCUUCUUGUUCGAUGGGGAGCAUGUGUAGAUGAUGCAGAUAACAAUGGAAACCUUCCAGCACAUCUGGCAGCAGUGGAAGGACACUUGCAUUGCUUUAAGUUCUUGGUCGGGAAGAUGUCCAGUGUUAUGCAGACUCUGAAAGCCAGGAAUGACCAUGGAGAGACUCCAAGAGACUUGGCUGAACGGUUUUAUAAAGAUAAUAUUCUGCAAUAUAUUGAUGGUGUGGAAAAAGAGGAGGAACAUCCAGAGAUGCAGGAAGUUUUAGCUUUCCCAGCUCAUGAUGCUGCUUUCAAAGGGGACUUGCUAGUGGUUAGAAGACUAGUGAGAAGUGGAGUAAUCAAUAUUAAUGAGCGGGACGAUAAGGGAUCCACUCUCCUGCACAAAGCUGCUGAACAGGGACAUAUCCAUUGCUUACAGUGGUUGGUUGAAAUGGAAGCUGACUGUGACAUUACAAAUGAUGCUGGAGAGACUCCAAAGGAUGUAGCCAAGAGAUUUGGCCAUCUGGCAGCUGUGGAACUUUUGGCACCAAGAACUGCAAACAAUAACUCUAGCGAUGAAGAACUAGAUGCAAACAACAUAAAGUUUUUUGAAACACAUGGUGUGGAAGGGAGUACAGAUAGCAAAGAAGAUUUAACCCUGGAUAAAGCAGAGAAAAGGAAUGCACGCAUAAGGGCCUAUAACAAGAUUAAAGAACUUCAGCGACUUCUAGAAAUUGCCUACAGCAACUACAGACAGCUGGGGGGAAUAACUGAAGAGGAGAGAAAGAUGAAAACAGAAGAAAGGAAAGUUGAGAAGGCUGUGAGGGAGCUGGAGGCCCAGCUGGAAUAUGAGCGAGUCAGGCGGGAGAAGCUGGAGAGCCAGCUGGACGAUUAUCGUGCUGAGAUAAACCGGCUCCGAGAGGGUCGGGGGGACACCCGCACCGCCUCUGCUGCCUCCGCGAAAGCUGAGACAAUGGCCAAGUCUUGCAAAGACAAGAAGAAAAUAAAGAAGCAGCCAGCCUGCAGCCCAGGAGGAGCAAGACUUCGCUGAGGAACGAACCUCAAAGGAGGGGCAGCAGACUGUGGAGGAAAUUAGCUGCAAACAGAUGGAAGAAUGUACCAACUCUAGCGCAGAGCCUCCUAAACCUCCCGGAUUGCUGCAGGUGCGACAGAACAAUUCCAGAAGCCAAUGGCUGUCUCAGAUGCCGGAGCCUGCACAGCAGCACAGCCGCAGUGCUGAGAGGGGAGGUCCUGCACAGCAGCCUGAAGAGCUGUGUUUUCAGGGACACAUCCCAACAACUAUGCUGGAAGCCUCAGAGCAACACAGGCUACAGGGGCUUUUACUACUGUCACCCAGCUACUGGAAACUGCACUACAGGAGAGCUGGCUGCACCAGGGCUCACAUUAGACAGCACAGGUUUCCCAUGGAACCAAAAUGAAUGGAACAAAUUUGAAAACAAGCUGUCAAACACAGCAGCACUCCUGAAGCCUGACAAACUGUCCUUUGGAUUUGUUACAUUGCUGUUUCAAUUAGUGUUAGAAUAAAACUAAUCACAUUUUCUUUUGAACUUAUUCUCACUUCCAAAUAUAAUGCAUUACUCUCUUUUUAUCCAGCUGCUACACAAUAAAACCUUCACUGGUUACGUAUAUAUUGAGAAGACUAA
Molecule: messenger RNA, 2205 nt
Organism: Cyanistes caeruleus (blue tit)
Lineage: Eukaryota; Metazoa; Chordata; Aves; Passeriformes; Paridae
Source: RefSeq, a predicted model, not a curated record